UGUACACAGCCUUGCUACCUAGUACCACGGCGUAAGUGGUAACGAUUGUUAUUACUUAUAACUGGCUCUUUGCAUACGAAGCCCUCUAUUUUCCGUUACUUUCCUCUUUAGGCCUUUCAUCACAGUUUCACACCCACCACAAGACCACCAUGAGGCUCCUUAAUUGCGAAACUAUGGUGAUGGAGGAGUUCUUUGAUGAAGAUAUUCCGCCAUAUGCCAUCCUAUCUCAUACCUGGGAUGGUAAAGAGGUUUCGUACCAGGAUUUCCACGACGUACAUCGCCGUAAGGGCAAGCGAGGGUUCAAAAAGAUUCAAGGCUUCUGCGCUAGGGCCAGAGGGAGAGGAUACAAAUGGGUGUGGAUAGACACGUGUUGUAUUGAUAAAAGCAGCAGCGCCGAGCUAUCCGAGGCAAUUAAUUCCAUGUUUCUAUGGUAUCAGGCGUCUCGCGAGUGCUUCGUUUACCUAUCGGAUGUGACGUGGAAGCCGGAUGAUGAGCAUAAACCAGGCCCGGACUGGACAAUAACUCGUUGGUUUACGAGAGGGUGGACGUUACAGGAGCUUUUAGCACCCUGGAAUUUGUGCUUCUACGACAGGAAUUGGGAGUUCAUUGGAUACAAGCACAGCCUUUCCGCGAGUAUCAGCGCUAUUACUAGUAUCCCCGAAGAAAUUCUCGUGUUUCCGUACAAAGUUGCAAACCUUCGGAGUACGCCAAUCGCACAACGUAUUUCAUGGGCAUCUAACCGUCGAACCUCGAGGAAAGAAGAUAUGGCGUACUGUUUACUCGGGUUGCUUGGGGUUAAUAUGCCUCUUUUAUAUGGCGAAGGCAAUCGGGCUUUCAUCCGACUCCAAGAAGAAAUAAUCAGGACCACAUACGACCAUACUAUCCUAUUAUGGGGUGUCACAGGCGUCCCAUGCUCCGGCUCGGAGCCUGAUUCUCAAGGUUGUCUCUCGACGUCCCCAUCCGCAUUUCGCUCAUGGAAUCCCAGAAUUUCAACUUACGCGAAAGGAAAUCAUUAUCUUCUAACGAAUCUUGGCAUCUAUAUCGAAUUGCGGAUGUGGCAGUUUGUAGCCAAUGGUAAAAAAUAUGGCCUCGCAUUUCUUGACUGUGGGAUCUCGGGUCCAGAUUCGGCCUUACCGUUGGAGUUGGAAUCACGCGAGGGCAGUGCUAUUCUUGCAACAAGAGCUCGAGGUAUAAUGCCCUUCGAAGUCAGUACGAUAAAAUUACCCACCAUCCCAACAAUCCCUCUAUAUCUUGCUUCGUCUCAGAAGUUCGGAUCGUCCGAGUUCCCCUUCCAGGCGAGGAUAUAUAUAGGUCAGCUUGCCAGCGUAGGCUAUUACCUUUCGGAUUAUUUCCCUCCCUGUCACUUAAGGUAUGAUAAUAAUGGAAAAGCCGCAUAUUUUACCGUUAUGGACACCUCAAACUACGACAGGCUGUUUCGUUUGUGUUGUCCAUCGCGGAAGACUAUUCUCUUACGGUUAAAACCAUCGGGCGACGAGAACUUCCUUAAAAGCAGGGCUUCGCUAUAUAUCGCAUCAACGACACUUAAUGAUACGACGUGGCAACUCCUCCUAGGAUCGCCGCCAGAACGUAUUAGUUUCACGCAUUUUGAUGCUCCGUACCGGCCGGAAAUUGUCUGGACGUGGAAAGGCUAUUUGGCCCGGCAUUUACCUCAGUUACAAGGAUAUCUCAACUUUACUGAUGGUGAAAUGGAAGUUCUCGGCCGUUCCUAGGGAAUCUGCGGAAUCUCGUUAACGAUGACCGGAAAAAGGUCGAUGGAAACCCGAGAUAAAAACCUAUGAUGCUAAAGGCGACAUCGAUGCAACAGAGCAACCCCCAUUAUAAGUAUGCUCUCAUCUUCCUGGUACGAAAAAAAAAAUUAGGCAACAUCAGUUCAAAGAAUUAUCAAUUUCAAGAAUAAUCAAGAUAGAAAACAAAAAUAAAACAAAAAUAAAACAGUA
Hypoxylon trugodes is the source of this 1958-nucleotide messenger RNA. Its product is annotated as HET-domain-containing protein. The transcript has 2 exons. The record is from RefSeq and is a predicted model, not a curated record. The coding region runs from base 150 to 1730 and encodes 526 amino acids. NCBI's taxonomy places the organism in Eukaryota, Fungi, Ascomycota, Sordariomycetes, Xylariales, Hypoxylaceae.